CACGAGCUGGGUUUUGAUUGAAGACAGCUAUUCUGACCUAGAGGGAGGACUGGGAAACAGCUGUCUCUGUACGCACAUCUUUUAUUAGAUUCUCCAGUGCAGAAGCGAGGAGAGACACUCCUCAGUCCUCGGCAGAGAGCUUGUUCAGAAAUGAAUGGCCGAUAUUUUCGCUCCUAUGGAUUCUUGAUCUACCUGAUGUUAAAUGGAGUCUGGCAAACAAGGUCGAAAUCAGAUGUGUCUGGGUCAGAGGCUUUCAAAAACAACAUCACACUUUUCACAUGGAUCCUGGACCGACUGUUGGAUGGCUAUGAUAACAGGCUGAGACCGGGUCUGGGAGAUCGAGUGACAGAGGUAAAGACUGACAUUUAUGUGACCAGUUUUGGCCCAGUAUCGGAUGCAGACAUGGAGUAUACAGUGGAUGUGUUCUUCCGUCAGCGCUGGACAGAUGAGCGACUAAAGUUCCAUGGGCCAAUGAACAUUUUGAGGCUUAAUAAUCUGAUGGCCAGUAAGAUCUGGACCCCUGACACUUUCUUUCAUAAUGGCAAGAAGUCUGUGGCUCACAACAUGACCAUGCCAAACAAAUUACUGCGGAUUAUGGAGAAUGGGACACUACUUUAUACCAUGAGGCUGACUGUGCAAGCAGAAUGUCCGAUGCAUCUGGAAGACUUCCCCAUGGACUCUCAUUCAUGUCCACUGAAAUUUGGCAGCUAUGCGUAUACUCUCACAGAGGUGACCUAUGUUUGGACGCGAAAUGCCACUCUUUCUGUGGAGGUGGCUCCAGAUGGCUCAAGAUUGAACCAGUAUGACUUGAGGGGCCAAACUGUUGGCAAAGAAACCAUUAAAUCGAGUACUGGGGAAUAUACAGUGAUGACUGUUCAUUUCCAUCUGAAGAGGAAGAUUGGUUACUUUGUGAUCCAAACUUACUUGCCCUGCAUCAUGACGGUCAUCCUGUCCCAGGUCUCCUUCUGGCUUAAUCGUGAAUCAGUACCUGCUCGAACAGUUUUUGGUGUGACUACAGUGCUUACUAUGACCACUCUGAGUAUCAGCGCUCGCAACUCAUUGCCCAAAGUGGCAUAUGCAACUGCGAUGGACUGGUUCAUUGCUGUGUGCUAUGCCUUUGUCUUCUCUGCCCUCAUUGAGUUUGCGACCGUCAACUAUUUUACCAAACGGGGCUGGGCUUGGGAUGGAAAGAGCAUUCUCAAUGACAAGAAAAAAGAGGGCUCUGUUAUGAAGAAGAACAACGCUUAUGCAGUUGCUGUAGCGAACUAUGCUCCACACAUCAGUAAGGAUUCAGCUUUGCCGACCAUUUCCAAGAGUGCUACAGCAGAGUCCACUAAAGCUCAGCCAGUGGCUAAAGAGAGCAAGAAGACGUUUAACAGUGUAAGCAAGAUCGACCGUAUGUCCCGAAUCAUCUUCCCUGUGCUGUUUGGCAGCUUCAACUUGGUUUACUGGGCUACAUACCUCAACCGAGAGCCUGUCAUCAAGAACAUGGUUCCCUCCCACUGAUCAUCCCAUUAAAUGUAAAUAUACACUUCACACCGACAUGCACACACAGUAUCUUUACGUACACAGACAUAGAUUUCAAAUAUUGCUUAGCUUUUGUACCUGUUUCGUAUUGUGUUAUGCUUGGCAUUUCUGUCCUACUACUGAGAGUUUUUACCAUGUCAUUCUUCUUCAAAACAACUUUCACUGCCAGGCCUAUCUUCAAAAUAAGAUGGCUUUUUUAUUUG
This is a messenger RNA of Clarias gariepinus (North African catfish), 1730 nucleotides long. It is a transcript of the gene gabra2a, whose product is annotated as gamma-aminobutyric acid type A receptor subunit alpha2a. Gene Ontology annotation, biological process: chloride transport; regulation of postsynaptic membrane potential; nervous system process. Gene Ontology annotation, cellular component: GABA-A receptor complex; postsynapse; synapse. The record is from RefSeq and is a predicted model, not a curated record. NCBI's taxonomy places the organism in Eukaryota, Metazoa, Chordata, Actinopteri, Siluriformes, Clariidae. Bases 151 to 1506 code for a protein of 451 amino acids. The transcript has 10 exons. Gene Ontology annotation, molecular function: benzodiazepine receptor activity; GABA-gated chloride ion channel activity; inhibitory extracellular ligand-gated monoatomic ion channel activity.